UCGUUGGCUGCGGUUGGCGUGCGGUUCUUAAUGUACGUCGCUGUGGCUGUCGCAUAACACCAAUAAGAUGCGGGUAAGCCGGCAGUGAAUAGCAGUGCACGCGCCAUAGCACAAAUCACACCAAUGGCUCGCUCAGCCACUCCAUUCUGGGACUGAUGAUAUGGCAAACUCUCUCUUGUCGUAUCUGGUUUGUCUCGCAGAAGUCUUUCCACUGGCCCUUGAUGAGCUCCGCCCCUCCAUCUGUCCUCACUGCCUUGGGCAUGCGGACUGCAAUGCAGUACUGGAUGAAUGCGGCAGGGGCGUCCGAUUUCUUCUUGAGGAAGUAAGUCUGCAGCCACCUUGAUGCAUCGUCGACCACCACCAUCAGAUACUUGUAUCCUCUCUCGCUUGGCUGCUUGAUCUGUGACAGGUCGACGUGGAUGAGAUCACCAGGGUGUUGGUGUCGAUACGCAUCUCCUGCAUACGGCAGUCGCUUCAUCUUGGCCUUCAAACACACUUCACACUUGGCCUUCUCGUCGUCACUGUUGUUCUCCUUCUUUGCCGUUGGUGCGUGUCUUGUCACUUCAGGUAGUUUCUUGAGGUAUCCAUCAUUGACGUGGGCAAAUCGCUGAUGCAAUCGCUCUUGUGUGACGACUUCCGCGACUAAUACGUCUGUUGUCAUCACAUCCGUCGGUUCUUCAUUGUCAUCGUCCACCGAUGGUGUGUGCGGCUGCUCCAUGACGUCAACCACUCGCUCAUCGGUCGCAUUCGGGCAGUCGGACGGGUCCUUGUAGAUGUUGAGGUACCAGAAUCGCCCUUCACGCAUCAAUGGGUACAUAUCUCCUCUCCUUGCCUUCAGGAACGCAGCGCCAUGAUCAAUCUCGAGCUUGACGUUGUAAUCGUCGAUAAGGUGAGCAAGAGAAAGCAGGUUGAACUUGAGCUUGGGCACAUACAGCACGUUGUCCACCAUGACCUUCUUCUUGCCUUUGUUGAUCUCUCCACAGGUAAACUUGAUGCAGCCGACACCCAUUGCUGGUGCGGUUGAUCCAUUCGCCAUGAUGACGUUGAUGUCGUGGUCAAGUGGCUUGAUUUCGUCGAAGAGCUGCUCCUCAAAACAGCAUGAUCGCGCUGCUCCAGUGUCCAUCAUCAUUGCCGCAGGUGAGAUGAACACACACCAUUCACGUGCACCACCUCAUCAGCCAGUUCUUCUAUCUCGAC
This is a messenger RNA of Vitrella brassicaformis, 1197 nucleotides long. The record is from the annotation of a GenBank genome assembly. Lineage: Eukaryota; Vitrellaceae.